This is a messenger RNA of Iphiclides podalirius (scarce swallowtail), 747 nucleotides long. Lineage: Eukaryota; Metazoa; Arthropoda; Insecta; Lepidoptera; Papilionidae. The record is from the annotation of a GenBank genome assembly.
AUGUUAACUGUUUGCCUGGUGGCUUGGAAAAGGAGGAUGCUUCUUGACCACGACAACGCUUUAGCGCACUCCGUGAUACGAACAAUUGAAUAUUUUAUUAUGGCAGGCGUUGAUGUUUCCAAAAUUAUUACAAUAAUAAGUGACGUUAAGGACGAGAAUAGCUUAACUAAUGUUACAAAAAGAGCAAAGAUUGUCAUAAAUUGCACUGGACCCAAUACAUUAUUGAGCGAGUAUAUAGUGAAAGCGUGCAUACAGAGUGGAACUCAUUAUGUUGAUAUAUCAGCUGAGCUAUAUCAUAUGUUAAAUGUAUAUAGAGCGUACCAUAAAACAGCGGAAGCUGCCGACGUUCUAAUAGUACCGAGUUGUGGUUUUGCAUCCAUACCAACAUCGACAGGACUCAAUCUUUUGGAUAAAUAUUUUGAGGGUUCCCUGCACACCGUAGAAUGUUACGUUCAACUGCAUAUACCGAGGGAAUGUUACUUUGGUGGUCGAAACAAAGCUUUAGUCCAUUAUGGUACAUGGGAGGCGUUUGUACAUGAGAUGUACAACAUGCAAAAGUAUAAGGACUUAAAGAAGCAAACAUACCCUGAGAUACAGAAGGAGCCAGAGCCGAGGGAAUUACAAAAAUCGUUCUUUCACAAACGCGAAGGGUCAUGGUGGUUCCCUUAUCCUGGACCCGAUGCGGAAGUCAAUUCAAUUGGCGCAGAUGUAUUUUCGGGAGAAAAAUGGAAAGAAACCCAUCUUCUU